AUGGUAGCUACUGUAUCCUUAACUUAUUCUUCUGUCAUUACAGCUACUCUUGCAUUCUCAGUCACAAAAGAAGUCAAAGUUUUUGCAACCACUUCCGUCGCUUGAGUCUUAUAUUGGGUCUUAGAUGCUGAGGUUCUCCUUUCAGGGCUCUCAGCUUUGGUUUCUGAUCUUUUGGUGCAGCCUAAGUCUAUUCAAACUCUUCAUGAGCAAUUGGCUUAUUAA
This is a messenger RNA of Blepharisma stoltei, 222 nucleotides long. The record is from the annotation of a GenBank genome assembly. Lineage: Eukaryota; Ciliophora; Heterotrichea; Heterotrichida; Blepharismidae.